Messenger RNA from Aplosporella prunicola CBS 121167, 646 nucleotides. RefSeq lists its product as uncharacterized. The record is from RefSeq and is a predicted model, not a curated record. Bases 276 to 608 code for a protein of 110 amino acids. The transcript has a single exon. Lineage: Eukaryota; Fungi; Ascomycota; Dothideomycetes; Botryosphaeriales; Aplosporellaceae.
CCAUACCGUUGGCGCUACAGAUUAGAUACCACGUUUCUUACCGCGUACAAGCGAAAGCAGCUAGUCCCGUGACCCACAGAUGCGACACCUAAUAAUAAUCUGCUCGGUUUCAAGCCGCUGUAACAUCGACAAGCGGUCAAAGGAGGUGCGAAAAGAUUCAUGUAGGUAGUACUAGGAGUAAGCGUCCAUCACUAAACACGUAUUGCGUGCUGCAGCCUGCGUCGUCCCGCGCAUGGUAAAGCAACGGCGAAGCUUUGUCGUCAUCAACGGAAGGAAUGAGUUUAGAUGAAGUUGCUCUAAGCGCUCAGCGGACCGUCGUGACGGCUCGGAACGCUCUUAGCCCCAAACGACGUCCCGUUACUCCACAAGAAUUGCCACAGCCGCAGCGGAUUCGUAAGAUCGCCUCAAAACCGCCUCCACGCAGGUCAUCGGACAGACUGGGCGCCCUGUUCAAGCAUUCACCAGGCCGGGCAAUCCGUCGCCUCGUCAAACGUGCGGGUCCGGGAAGUGGGGCAUCCCCAUUCUGGCAGUUGGCUGCAGUGGGCACUGGCGGCAUUUUCGUAGAUCCGAGAGCGGGCCAAACAGCGAGACCAGGGCGCCUGAAGUAAAAUAAGGAGUGGCCGGCCCGCCCCCACGCUAAGCGAUG